Phaeodactylum tricornutum CCAP 1055/1 is the source of this 3394-nucleotide messenger RNA. RefSeq lists its product with no specific name. The coding region runs from base 106 to 2874 and encodes 922 amino acids. The transcript is spliced from 7 exons. The record is from RefSeq and is a predicted model, not a curated record. NCBI's taxonomy places the organism in Eukaryota, Bacillariophyta, Bacillariophyceae, Surirellales, Neidiaceae.
CAUCCAUCGGGAUGGUUCCAAACUGACAGUGAUCGAGAUUCGCGAAACAGUAAAGACAAACGGCACACAUUUGCUCUUUCGUCGCGGUUUUGACCGAUUCACGACAUGAAGGUCGUGACCGCCUCCUUCCUUCUGUUCACCUUUGCGGCGUUCUUGGUCGGCACGCACGGAAAAUAUGAUAACGAGAGUCACAAACUCAUUUUGAUCCGAGGACGCCGCGGCUUUCGUCACCGAACCGGCUCCUGGCUCGCCGCCAGCCCCGCAAAUCAAAGAAGGUGCGGUGCCAAAAAUCUGUACACCCGAAGACCAGUACACCCGAAGACCAGUACACCUGGCUGUCCCGUUGACUCACCAACGUCGGCCCCAACACCUCCUCCCAUUGAGACUGCGACAAACUCUCCAGAAGGAUCUCCAACCGCGGCUCUACAAGAAACUGACUACGGUCCGUAUCCGGCCGGUCCUUACAUUUCGGUACAACAAAACUCGGAGCGCAUCACUUUGCCUGAACCCGCUACAGUAUUGCUUUCAAUCGCCUCAAAUACAGCUUGCCCUCAUACAGGUGCUGACAUUGUCUACUGGGACGAUGCCAGUACAUGGGGCGCUUCCGGAAUACCCGACACGGCGAACCAAGACGUUGCAGUACCCAGCGGAAGUCGUGUGGUGAUUCGUUCAACAAUUCCUGUGGUACUUGGUGUAGUUACAGUACCUGCUGGCAGCAAUCUCAUUAUUGGUUCCGAUGUGAAUGGUAUUGACAUACACGUCGCUGGCAUGGAGGUUGCGGGACGUCUCCUUGUCGGGUCCGAGACCUGCCGCCUUGCCAACCCCGUUACCAUCACUCUUCAUGGUAGCCGACCGCGGGACGCCGUCACCAACGUACCAUCGGAUUCCUACAAGGGUAUCCACGUUACAGGUGUGCUAAGCCUGCACGGGAAGCGCUACUUCCAUACUUGGUCUCGAUUGGCCAAGACUGCGGAAGCAGGAUUGUCUGUAUUGAUGCUACAGAAUCCCGUCAACUGGGAAGCUGGUCAAGAAGUUGUUAUUGUGACGUCCGCCAUCAAGGAUUCCAUCGAAUAUCACCAGAAUGAAGUCCGCACGGUGCGAGCCGUGCACACCAGCCCGCCCAGUGGUGUGGGAGCAAUUGUGUAUUUGACCGAGCCCGUGGACUACAGCCACAUUGCGAACAGCAACUACCAGGUGGAAGUCGGUUUGUUGACUCGCACAGUCAAAGUCCAAGGCUCCGAAUCUGAUUCCGAGCCGACGGAUCCCAAUCCCCUUUCUUGCACUCAUUUACUGGGCAGCCCUUUCGCGGAGGUAGACGAGGACGUCGAAGGCGUGGAGCUCUAUUGCAUGGGACAGACCAACUUACUGGGCCGCUACCCUAUCCACUUUCAUAUGCUAGGAGACUUCCCAGACUGUUACGUCAAGGACUCGUCAAUUCAUCGGUCCUACUACCGUUGCGUCUCUCUUCAUGGCACGCACUAUACAACCACAACGGAGAAUGUUGCCUACGAUGUUUGCGGAUACUGCUACUAUUUAGAAGACGGCGUUGAGCAGUUCAACACACUGUCCUACAACCUGGCCGCGCAUAUUCAUAGCAUUGGCCCGGUACCAUGGGGUGGUGGCCAAACGACCGACAUCUUCCAGCAGAGCACCACACUAACACUUCCGGCGGACGUGACGGCAUCUGGAUUUUAUAUUACCAACAUUCACAAUCAUAUCAUUGGUAACGCCGCAUCUGGGGGCUGGGCCGGCUUUGCAUUCCCGAAUCUCGCCGAGGCUAUUGGCGCUCACCAAGGAAACGAAGCCUUUCGGCCUGCUACGGUGACAGGCUUGACUCUAGACGGCAACACAGUGCAUUCUACUGGCUGGUGGUGGAACCAUGCUGGCGCUUUCUACUUUGGUGGCUCUCUUUAUUACAACGGUGAUAAGUUGGAGUACAAUCCUGGUCGAAGUUUCUCUUUUGAGCGUGACGAUUGUCAUACGUGCAAGAACUUGUGGUCCGGACAAAUGGAAGUGAUCGGUUUUGAGUCUCAUGAUAACAGUCUAGCCAUAGAGGCGCUCUCUAGCGGCUUGUGGAUCAACCAUUUGCUGGCUGUGUGCCGCACAGGCAAAUCACUUGGACUACCGGAAGGUGCCACAAACAACCGACCCCUCGAAGGGAGCGGCUUCUUUUGGUACGAUACGGGCCAGGAGCACAUCAUCACACAGUCUACUUUUCGCAAUUGUGGCUUUCGCUCGGACAAUUACAAUCAGUACAACUCUAGCGCCACUCGAGGAUGCGACGACAGCGACAUGUCUAAAGCAUGCUACAGCGAGUCGUCGAUGUUUGGCUUUCUGACCCAUUCGGACGAGUUCACGCCAAAAAUUAUGCAGGGGACUCGCGAUAUUACAUUCGAUAACUGUGGCCGUCGCUUCAAGUUUACAAUAAACAAGCUGGAGACCGUAUCUGGACAAGGUCAGAACUGGUUGGAUAUGGAUGGGAGCGUUUCGGGCCUGAAUGACCCAACUAUCAUUGCAUCCGGUCUUGAGCUAGCGAAGGACUGGUGGGGCGUUGACAAUCAAGUUGUAUACGAGCCACAGGCACCUCUCAGCACAUACUGCCGCAAUGAUGGAUCCGGUCUCAAUUGUAGCCCUGUUGGUUACAUGCGGCAUCUCGGUCAUAAGUUUAGUCCAACCCUGAACGCUGCGGUGAACAAUGGUCUCCCGGUUACAGCCAACCCUGAUGUGGUUAGUAUGAUUGGUGGCUUCGGCUGGCUUCUGACCUUGAAUCGUGGCGCGCCUCGACAGCUUGUCUUGUGGGACUUGGAAGUUGAUCCUGGAAGUGUGCUUCUACUGAGUAUCCCGUAUCCAGCCGGCACAACAUUCAACAUUUGAGCUAGUGCGCCAAGUUGGUGCGGAGAUUCCGAUGGUUUUGUAUGCAACACUGACUUUGUUGCUGUGAGCUCAGUCCAGGCAGUACGCAACAGUGCUGGUAACAUUUACCACGUUGGCACAAACGGUGUGCUGACGCUGCAUAUUGUUCAGUUUUCCGGGCAGUUUACUGGCAACCCAAACUGGAUCCUUCCCAAUUACAACACUGGGAUAAAAAGGCAAUUUCCAAGUUUGAGCGAGACGUGGUAGUGCUUCCAGUACAGGAGUGGGCAAAUACACUAACAAGCUCGGCCAAUUGUGGUGGGUCGGGUGUAUACUGCAGUGGAUCGGUUGCGGCGUAUGACCCUGAUGUGUGCAAUUCAGGUUUUGUGCAAGUCGCAUACGAUACAUGUUGCCAGUGCUCAAACCUGAGUUGAUGCAUGUUUGCCAACGGCAGUCGCAACUUUUAAAAGUUUUUUAGCUGUCUGUUGCACGUGAUUCUGAAUCAUCCUAUGUUAAACAGUUAGGCAGCGAAACACAUUUU